Messenger RNA from Euleptes europaea (tarantolino), 1798 nucleotides. It is a transcript of the gene TAF5L, whose product is annotated as TATA-box binding protein associated factor 5 like. The coding region runs from base 23 to 1792 and encodes 589 amino acids. The transcript is spliced from 5 exons. Gene Ontology annotation, biological process: regulation of DNA-templated transcription. NCBI's taxonomy places the organism in Eukaryota, Metazoa, Chordata, Lepidosauria, Squamata, Sphaerodactylidae. The record is from RefSeq and is a predicted model, not a curated record. Gene Ontology annotation, molecular function: transcription coactivator activity; protein binding. Gene Ontology annotation, cellular component: nuclear protein-containing complex; histone acetyltransferase complex.
CGCCGCCUGCGAUGCUCCAGUCAUGAAACGUGUACGCUCAGAACAGAUUCAGAUGGCAGUUUCCUGCUACCUCAAGCGCCGGCAGUACGUAGACUCAGAAGGCCCUCCGAAACAAGGGCUGCGUCUGUGCCAGACUGCAGAAGAAAUGGCAGCUAAUCUAACAGUUCAAUCGGAAUCGGGUUGUACCAACAUUGUCUCUGCUGCACCCUGCCUUGCAGAGCCACAACAAUAUGAAGUACAGUUUGGGCGACUGCGUAAUUUUCUUACAGAGUCGGAUUCUCAGCAUAGCCAUGAAGUGAUGCCUCUCCUGUAUCCCCUCUUUGUCUACCUCCAUCUCAACAUGGUCCAAAAUGGCCUAAAGAGCACAGUAGACAGUUUCUACAGUCGCUUCCAUGGAAUGUUCUUGCAGAAUGCCAGCCAGAAGGAUAUCAUUGAGCAGUUACAGACUACCUUAACUAUUCAAGACAUCCUCUCCAACUUCAAACUCCGGGCAUUUCUGGACAACAAGUAUGUUGUUCGCCUUCAAGAAGACAGCUACAACUUCCUCCUUCGCUACCUCCAAAGUGAUAACAACAAUGCUCUUUGCAAAGUUCUCUCGUUGCAUAUCCACUUAGAUGUGCAGCCGGCCAAGAGGAUGGACUACCAGCUGUACGCUAGCGGGGGCUCUUCGCGCAGUGAAAGCAACGGCCUGGAACCCGCCGACAUGCCUGCUUCCAUCCUGCAGAAUGAGGCAGCCUUGGACAUACUGCAGGACAGCAUUAAAAGGGUCAAAGAUGGGCCUCCUUCACUCACCACCAUAUGCUUCUACGCAUUCUAUAACACUGAGCAGCUGCUAAACGCAGCGGAGAUCUCGCCGGACAGCAAGCUGCUGGCUGCCGGCUUUGACAAUUCCUGUGUGAAGCUGUGGAGCUUGCGGCCCAAGAAGCUGAAAUCUGAGCCUCAUCUGGUCGAUGUGUCCCGAAUCCACCUGGCUUGUGACAUCAUGGAUGAGGAGGAUGAAGACGAUGAUAAUGUGGGUACUGAAAUGAAGAUACUCAGAGGGCACUGUGGACCGGUGUACAGCACAAGGUUCUUGUCCGACAGUUCAGGACUUUUGUCGUGCUCUGAAGACACAUCCAUCCGAUACUGGGACCUUGGAUGUUUUACAAACACUGUGUUGUACCAAGGGCACGCCUACCCCGUCUGGGAUCUGGACAUCAGUCCCUGCAGCUUAUAUUUUGCCAGCGGUUCCCAUGACCGCACAGCGAGACUCUGGUCAUUUGAUCGGACGUACCCACUGCGGAUAUAUGCAGGCCAUUUGGCAGAUGUGGACUGCAUUAAGUUUCACCCCAAUUCUAACUACUUGGCAACAGGAUCCACAGACAAAACAGUGCGGCUGUGGAGUACCCAGCAAGGAAACACCGUGCGCCUGUUCACAGGUCACCGUGGCCCUGUGUUGUCCCUUGCAUUUUCUCCAAAUGGUAAGUAUUUGGCUUCAGCAGGUGAAGACCAGCGGCUAAAGCUGUGGGACUUGGCAUCUGGCGUUCUUUACAAAGAACUGAGAGGGCACACAGAUAACAUCACCAGCCUUACUUUUAGUCCGGACAGUAGCUUGAUUGCUUCUGCGUCAAUGGACAACUCUGUUCGGGUUUGGGACAUUCGGAACACUCAUUGCAAUGCCCCCAUAGAUGGCUCCUCCAGUGAGCUAGUUGGUGUAUAUACUGGACAGAUGAAUAAUGUGCUGAGUGUACAAUUCAUGGCCUGUAACCUCCUUUUAGUGACUGGAAUUGCACAAGAAAAUCAAGAACAUUAACCUUUU